Babesia bigemina is the source of this 201-nucleotide messenger RNA. RefSeq lists its product as hypothetical. The record is from RefSeq and is a predicted model, not a curated record. The transcript has a single exon. Lineage: Eukaryota; Apicomplexa; Aconoidasida; Piroplasmida; Babesiidae. The coding region runs from base 1 to 201 and encodes 66 amino acids.
AUGGAACGCCUGGACUCGGCGUGGGCGGCGUUUGCCAGGACACCGGCACCGCCGGCAACGCGGCUGUGCAUGGCUGGUAUUGGCCCCCCAAAUCGCGUAUAUAGGCUCGCCGAGCCGCAUCUCCGCAUGAAACACGACGUGUAUAUGGACCUCCCAUUGAUCAUCAGCUGCCCGAGCGAGCGGGUCAGCGAUGCCACGUGA